CGUCCUUGUCGAACCUCCAGCAAUAAUGCACAUUGACGCAUCACCCCACCAUUGUAGGGGAGCCCCGCUGCCACCCACAUUGGCACAUCCCACGAGGAUGCCAUGCCUGUGCCUGCCGGCCCACCACCCUUGACUACCUACCUACUCAGGUACUCACACCUGAACCUCCUCCUUCAUCGCCAUCGGCCCUUCCACCAUCAAUCACCUAUGAGUUAAUAUAGAUAAAACCUUCAUCCCUCGACCCUAUACAACCUCUUAAUUAAAUCGAUGCCGUCGCACCCAUGGCACAGGGCUACAAAAGGUCGCAACGGCCACCAAGGCGACUACGACCGCUUACCCAUCGACGAGAAAGAAUCGCUAUCCCCUUCCAAGUACCGCAGCAACAGCAGUAGUCGACCGCGUAUCUACAACUGCGCACUCUUUCUCGGCGCAUUUGCUGCCAUUUUUGCCAUCUAUGAGGUCGCCAGCACCCUCGCCGGCCCUCAUCACUCCUCCAAUAAGUCCUGCGACACCAUCGACGAAGGCUACCGCUGCAGCCCGAAGACUACACAUUUCUGGGGCCAGUAUGCGCUAUGGUUCUCGGUCCCCUCUGAGGUCGACGUGAAGCCACCGAAGGGCUGCGACGUCACUUUCGCAUCCGUUCUGUCUCGCCAUGGGGGCCGUGAUCCCACGCUCAGCAAAACCAUUGCGUACGCGCUUCUGAUCGCCGAGAUCCAGACGUCAGCCACCCGAUACCCUGGCGAAUUCGAAUUUCUGAGGAACUACAAUUAUACCUUGGGCGCGGAUCAAUUGACCGAUGCGGGGAGGCAAGAAAUGGUGAAUUCGGGCGCGCACUUCCACCGGAGGUACUCAUCCCUCGUUGCCGCGAACCCGCCUUUUGUUCGCUCCGCUGGGCAGGCCCGUGUGGUCGAGUCCGCAGAGAGGUGGUUGGAUGGCUUCGCGCAAGCCGGGAACAAUAAGGAACCCGGCAAGGUGGAUGUCUCGAUCCCUGAGGGACCCGGAUCAAACAACACGCUCUCACACGAGCUGUGCAAGAAAUUCGAAGAAGGACCACUGGAUCGUAUCGGAGACAAGGCCCAAGAGAUCUGGCUCUCUAACUUUGUGCCCGCGAUCCAAUCUCGUAUCAAUUCCGAGCUCGGCACCAAGCUCACCUCCACCAAUAUAAUCUAUCUCAUGGACAUGUGUCCCUUCGACACUCUUGCGUCGCCGACCGCCCAGGUUUCUCCCUUCUGCCGCCUGUUCACCGAGGAUGAGUGGCAUCAGUACGACUACUACGAGUCAUUGGGCAAAUAUUACGGAUACGGGAACGGCAACCCACUCGGUCCAACCCAAGGCGUGGGCUACGUCAACGAGCUCAUCGCCCGCUUGACAGGGAAAGCAGUGGAGGAUCACACAAAUACCAACCAGACUCUCGACUCGGACCCAAAAACGUUUCCACUUGAUCGAAAGGUCUACGCCGACUUCUCCCACGACAACGAUAUGACCGCCAUCUUCGCAACGCUUGGCCUUUACAAUUCCACGAAGCCGCUCUCCAAUGCCACGAUCCAGUCAAUCGAGGAGACCAAAGGCUAUUCGGCUGCAUGGACUGUGCCAUUUGCCGCCAGGAUGUACGUUGAGAAGCUCUCCUGUCACGCAGAUGAGGAGGAGUUCGUCCGCAUCAUCGUGAACGAUCGCGUGAUGCCUCUUGAGUUCUGCGGCGCGGACAAGGAUCACAAAUGCAAGCUGAGCAAGUUUGUAGAAUCUCAGAGCUUCGCCAGGGGCGGUGGCCACUGGGAUAAAUGUUUCAUUAGUUGAGUUUGUAUAGAUGAUGGGGAUUGCACAGUUAGCAGGGUUGGCAAUUCAUUAUAGAACUUCAUGAUAUCUUUGUCUAUUCUGUUUUUGAUGUUGGUUUUUUUCAUGUCAUCAGUCAUUGGUGUUGUAUACCUAUAGCACCGUA
Molecule: messenger RNA, 1936 nt
Organism: Aaosphaeria arxii CBS 175.79
Lineage: Eukaryota; Fungi; Ascomycota; Dothideomycetes; Pleosporales
Product: acid phosphatase
Exons: 3
Coding region: 268-1794 (508 amino acids)
Molecular function (GO): acid phosphatase activity
Source: RefSeq, a predicted model, not a curated record